Messenger RNA from Microcebus murinus (gray mouse lemur), 546 nucleotides. RefSeq names its product pro-melanin concentrating hormone (gene PMCH). The record is from RefSeq and is a predicted model, not a curated record. Gene Ontology annotation, biological process: chemical synaptic transmission; behavior. NCBI's taxonomy places the organism in Eukaryota, Metazoa, Chordata, Mammalia, Primates, Cheirogaleidae. Gene Ontology annotation, molecular function: melanin-concentrating hormone activity; type 1 melanin-concentrating hormone receptor binding.
CAAGCAGGUUGACUGAGAUAUUUUUCUUCAUUUUACACAUCCUUGUUCGACUCUAUGCGAACAUCAAACUAAGAAUGGCAAAAAUGAGUCGCUCUUCCUAUAUACUAAUACUAACUUUUGCUUUGUUUUCUCAAGGUAUUUUAUUUUCAGCCUCCAAGUCCAUAAGAAAUUUAGAAGAUGACAUGGUAUUUAAUACAUUUAGGCUGGGAAAAGCCUUUCAGAAGGAAGAUACUGCAGAAAAAUCAGUCGUUGCUCCUUCCCUGGAACAAUAUAAAAAUGAUGAGAACAGUUUCAUCAACAACGAGGAAAACAAAAAUUCAAAGAACACAGGCUUCAAACAUAAUUUCUUAAAUCGUGGUCUGCCACUGAAUCUAGCUAUAAAACCUUAUCUUGCACUAAAAGGAUCUGUAGCUUUCCCAGCUGAGAAUGGAGUUCAGAAUACUGAAUCAACACAAGAAAAGAGAGAAAUUGGGGAUGAAGAAAACUCAGCUAAAUUUCCAAUAGGAAGGAGAGAUUUUGACAGUGAGUAGUUUUUUUAAAACUUAA